AUGAGCGCUGGGCCGCUCGGGAGGUGGUGCUAGGAUCAAGACCAGGGGAGCGUUGCGGCGCCCGCAGCCUUGGAUGCUGGGCCUGCGGGGAUGCCCAGGGACCUCGGGGAACAGUCGGGGCAGGCGGGAGUGGCAGCAGCCUGGACUGGCCCUCGACGCUGAGCUUCGGUGGGGGACCCUCUGGCGCCGCGAGGGCCAGUGAGAGGAAGCGUCGCGCAGCGAAGAAGCCGGGCAGCGCCUGGCCACUUCCAGGGUCCCGCCUGGCCCCCCAGUGGGUCAGGAGGGCCGUACGCGCACUUCUAGGGGUGCUGAGGCCACCGUACAUCCUUGGAGGCUACCUGGCCACCAGCGCCGCCUCGGUCGAGCCCCGGGGUGGCCCUGGAUGGCUGAGCUGCCCUGUCGCCGGCCGCCCUGGCGCCGCAGCGGCUGAGGUCGCUGGGAUCGCCGGGCUGCCGCCGCCCUCGCCGCCCCCUGCAUGCCCGGCGCCCGGGUCGCAGCCCACCUGGACUCUCUGGGCACCCUGGUCUCCUACGUGCAGCCUCCGCUGCUGCCCUCUAUGUUCUACGUGGGCCUGUUCUUCGUCAAUGUGCUGAUCCUGUACUACGCCUUCCUCAUGGAAUACAUCGUCCUCAAUGUGGGCCUCGUCUUCCUGCCUGAGGACUUGGACCAGGCGCUUGUGGACCUUGGCGUGCUCUCUGACCCCGGCUCUGGCCUCUAUGAUGCCGAUUCAGAGCUCGAUGUCUUCGAUGGUUACUUGGAGUAGGUUCUUAACUGCUCCAUCCCCUUCCCCUCCACGAUCCGUAACCCUUGGCCUGGACCAGCUGCCCAGAUCAUGCCACCCCUCCUGGUUGGGGACGCCGUCCGGACGGAGGUGGGACCCCAGGACGAGAUCCUCCCCGGCCUCCAAGGCCUAUGGAGAAACGGAGGCCAGGACGAUAGGCCUGCCCGCCCCAAGGCCACACACUGGGGCAGGAGAGCAGGUCUGAGCCCUGGAGACACACGCUGAGCCCCACACCGGCUGCGGAGACUUACGCCAGGGUCUCCACGUACGGACACUUCCGCAGGCUGGCAGCCAGCUGUUGGGCGCCCACAGCCGUGAACUUGUUGUACUGGACGCUGGGGAGAGAGACUCAUUCUGAGGCCUGGCCCUGGGACCGCCCAUCUCCAGACAAGACCUUCCCAUGAUGCACCAGGAGACACACCCCCGCCUCCCUGCUGCCCAGACUCUGCCCACACUCACUCUAUCACCCGCAGGGACCCCAUCUCAGGAAGCGCACGUGCCAGGCUCUCGGCGCCAGCGUCGCAGAUGCAGUUGUUGUACAAGCUGCCGGAGACAGAGGCCAUGGAAGAGUUUUGGGGUGCUGGGAGAAGGCUCCCAGAAUCUACACUUAACUGAGAUUGCUGUCGCAUUUUAGAGGGGCAAACAGGCCCAGUGAGUUGAGGCUGCUUCUCUGUGGUCACGCAGUAGGUUCAGAGGAGCAGCAGGACUGAAAGAAAGCUGCUUCUUGGCUGAGAGUGUGGAAACUCUCAGGAGAAAUGACUUCCUGGGUUCAAAUCCUAGCUAUGCCUCCUGCCUCCUGUGAAAUCCUGGGCAAGUUACUGAAACCCCCUGAGACCCAGCCUGCUCAUCUGUACAAUCGCCACAGGCAAACUAUGGGGAAGAGCAAGAGUUCAUGCUGGUAGGUGAACUGUUAACUCUGGUUAUGACUCUCACAGGCCUGACUGUCACCCUCACUGAGUGCCUGUAGAAGGUGUGACUGGCAUUGGUGGCAGGAAGAGAAAAACCCAGUCACUGGGGCAGCUCCGUUUGGGGCCACCAUGCAUAGCAGCAGCACAGCAGCACACAGCACCAAGCAUCCUUUCCGCAGGCCGGUGCUGCUAUGGCUCAGCCCUGAGCUGCACAGCAGGGCUCCAUGCAAAGGCAGCAGGUCCUCACCGCUGCAAGGGUUCAGGCUCCACCCCAGUGGGCCGGAUAUCGCGGCUGGCCAGGUGGCAGGCAGAGGCAGCACAACCUCCCCUGCAGUAGUCCUAGAACCCAGGAGGCCCUGCCGCCUCUCUGCAGGCAGCUGGAGUCCUUGCAUCUCUGAGGUGGAGAUGCCCAAGCCCACAUCUGAAUCUCACUGAGAUCAGAGCGCGACCUUUGACCGAGAGUGUCGCAGCUUAGUUGGCAGCAUUUCAUCCUUCCACCUGUGUCUUCGUGUGGGUGGCACUUUAGUCUAUGAAAUACAUGUUCUUUUUUUUCUUUCCCUUUUUGUGGGGCUGGGAUAGAACCUAGGACCUCACACAUCCCAGACAAGUGCUCCACCACCAAGCCUGAUAAUUCUUAAUGUGCACAUCAGAUCAGAUAUCACUUUCACAUGCCCCUCCUACUUCUCAUUCACCCAGCAAAAGCCAGGAAUGCCUCUGCCUCACCUAUAAGCACCCCUUGCUUGAUCUGGGCUUCAGCGACCUCUCCUACCUCUGUCCUUCAUCCUCUCUGCCCACCACAACCUCUCUCACCUCAGGGCCUUUGCACCUGCUGCUCCUCUUGCUUCAGUGCUUUUCCCUCAGAGCUCCCCAUAGGAAGCUGGUCACUUCCUCCAGCAAUCCUCUCUAUUGCAUGCUCUCAGGCUGUGUUGGUUUCUUUCCAGCAUAAAUCACUAUAUCAAAAUA
Messenger RNA from Heterocephalus glaber (naked mole-rat), 2652 nucleotides. It is a transcript of the gene Dexi, whose product is annotated as Dexi homolog. The record is from RefSeq and is a predicted model, not a curated record. NCBI's taxonomy places the organism in Eukaryota, Metazoa, Chordata, Mammalia, Rodentia, Bathyergidae.